This is a messenger RNA of Lichtheimia ornata, 396 nucleotides long. RefSeq lists its product as uncharacterized. The transcript has a single exon. The record is from RefSeq and is a predicted model, not a curated record. Lineage: Eukaryota; Fungi; Mucoromycota; Mucoromycetes; Mucorales; Lichtheimiaceae. The annotation marks the transcript as partial.
AUGGAUCUUGAUAAAGAGGAUGUCAUCAUUGGAGCGGAUUUGAUGCCGCAUAUUGGACUUGCAAUUACAGGUUUAGCUGUCCGCUGGGAUGAUGAAGAAGAUUCUAGUGAAAACGAGAAGCCUGAUUCAGACACUCCUAAUGACGCACCUGCAGGUCCUGAUGAUGAACGUAAAGCUUUCUUUAAUGGGAUUAACAAGUUCCUUGAAGCUAAUGCUAACAUCUUGUCCACCACGUUUUGUAACAUUCCUGAAUCAAUUGUGGAGUUGCCCACGCCCGAUGGUGUCACUUCGUAUCACCGCCAAUAUCCUAUACCGUUUAAGCUGAGACCAGUUAUUGAUGCUGCUGUCGAAAAAUGGCUAAAGGAUGGUGUCAUUGUUAAAGCUCCAGUCAACACG